CUCGGCGAUUGUUCGAGUUUGUUGUUGCCGGUAAUGGCGAUAAUUCUCACGUAGAUUGCGAGUUGGAAGUUGGGAACUUUGAAAUCAAGUAGCAGUCAGUAAACAGUGAUAAGUGUAGAAGUAUCUUAAACGUGCAUGGCUCGGCUGCUUGACGCUCGCAGAAAAAGGUGAGGACAGAUGAGAGGAACGGGAGUUAAGUGUCGUCGAAUGUCUGCGUGAAUGCGGCCGCACCGGACCACCAUUAUCCAAUGUAUGCGACAAGAUAUUUAGGAGGAAAACAGAAAAUUGAAGUGAAAAUGGCAGCGCCAGUACCUUUAUGGAAAUUAGCUGCUGCUAGCGGUCCAUACGUGAAGCUUGCAGCUCUCAGCGGUGCAGCGGCCGUGAUCCUUGGCGCACUUGGAUCCCACCGACAUUACUCUAAAGAUGAGAUAGGGCAGGAACAACGCCGAAUCUUCGAAACGGCGAAUCGAUAUCAUUUUAUACACACUUUGGCCCUGCUAGGAUUACCGUUAUGCAAGUUCCCAGUCUUGGCUGCAACUUUUAUGCUCUCCGGAAUUAUACUGUUCUGUGGAAGUUGUUACUAUACUGCAUUUACCAACAACAGGCGAUUUAGUUCAACGACGCCAAUCGGGGGAUUUUGUUUUAUACUGGCGUGGUUCAGUAUGUUCUUGUAAAUAUUGCUGUAAAAAUAAGUGUUUUUCGUACAAGGAAGUAAAUAAGAAAUAAGCAACACAAUGCGCAAUAUAUAUAUAUAAAAAAAAAAUGAAAAUAAUAAUACUUGGUAACAUUAAAAAUGGAUGGUUAAAGAUUUACAGAAAGAUUUAAAAAAAAAAAAAUAAGACAACUUUUAAAUAUAAAUAUUA
This is a messenger RNA of Cyphomyrmex costatus, 863 nucleotides long. RefSeq names its product transmembrane protein 256. Lineage: Eukaryota; Metazoa; Arthropoda; Insecta; Hymenoptera; Formicidae. Bases 249 to 674 code for a protein of 141 amino acids. Gene Ontology annotation, cellular component: membrane. The transcript is spliced from 5 exons. The record is from RefSeq and is a predicted model, not a curated record.